GGGGAGAAGAGAAGAGAUGGCAGCAGUAGCUGCAGGAGCGGGAGCAAGAGGGGAAGGAAGUAGUGGUGGUGAAGGAGGUAUCGUCGCCGGCGUCGGGUAGAAUUAUCACCGUAAGAGAGAUCUAAAGAUGCCGGGGAAAUUAGGAUGGAAGAGGUACCAGCCGACGAGAGUGAAGCGGUAGGAGGAAGCCUGAGUAAGCUAGCAGAGAAAGGAAUUGAUCAAAACUGUCAUCAUCGUGUCCUUUUAAUAGUCGAACCGAUCGAUCCCCGGAUCAGGGGGAAGCGGCAGACAGGAUCGCCCUCCCUCUUAACAGCCCUCGCAAUAUCCUCCUCAUAUUUUUUCUCUGCAAUUGUUGCAGCCGUGUGUGUUGGAGAGCCGAGAGCGGCACUGUCGGUCGUAGAUUGGAGCGAAGGGGCUUGGAAAACCCCAGUCCGGUCUGAUUUCGAGGAGCAGCAUGAUCGUGAGGACUUGAUCUAGGUGGAGUGUUUAGGGAGGGG
This is a messenger RNA of Eremomyces bilateralis CBS 781.70, 497 nucleotides long. RefSeq lists its product as uncharacterized. The transcript has a single exon. NCBI's taxonomy places the organism in Eukaryota, Fungi, Ascomycota, Dothideomycetes, Eremomycetales, Eremomycetaceae. Bases 145 to 477 code for a protein of 110 amino acids. The record is from RefSeq and is a predicted model, not a curated record.